UCAACACACAUAAAAACCAUAGAUAAAAAUUAUGAUAUUUUAAAAAAAGAAUUUAAGCAAUUAUCAGAUAGUUCAACAUCGAUUGAAAUAUCGUUAAAAUCAUAUUGUGGCUACAUAAAGGAGUUAUAUUUAUCACCAGAUAGUAUUUGUAAUAAUUUGAAGAGAUAUUACGAUUUACAACAUCCAUUAUCUCAAUAUUCAAAAGAUGUAUUGGAUUUAGUUCAAAAUGGUUACACAGAUUGGGAGUUAAAUCAAGCUGAAAACUUUAAAGUAAUUUCAAGUUUCUGUUUGCAUAUUAAAGAUUGUAAUAAUAAAAUUAAAGUGAUUGACGAUUUACAAUCAUUACUUUUAACAUCUGCAGAUUCAAAUAAAAAGAAUGAAUACAUUGAUUUAAAAUCGAAAUUAUUCACAAAUGUUAAACAAUGUUUUGAUAGGAAAGUUUCAGAUUUAGAUAUACCAUUAAUUAAUAUUCAAUUAUCAUUCAAUAGUUUAUUUCAUUUAUUUGAUCAAAUUUUAUCAAAUUCUUCAAUAUUACUUCAAAAUCAAAUAAAUUAUAUAAGUCCAGUUUCUGAUUUAUUACCAAAUAAUGAUUUUAUAAAUAAUAAUAAUAAUAGUAAUAGUAAUCAACAAAAACCAACAUCACCAAUAGCAGCAGCAGCAACAACAUCACCAACAAAUCCAUUUUCAAAGAGACCCCCAUCUCAAGGAUUUAAAUUACCACCAUUACAACAACAACAACAACAACAACAACAACAACAACAACAACAACAACAACAACAACAACAACCAACAAAUAAUUUAAAUUCAUCACAACAAUUAAGACCUGCACCUCUACCACAAUCAAACUCAACUACAGCACCAACAACUUCAACUACUCCCUUAAGACCUGCUCCUCUACCACAAUUAAAUUCAACUACAACAACAAAUACACCACCAGUAGUACCAUUUUCUAAAAGACCACCUUCUCAAACAUUUAAAUUACCACCACAACCAAUUCAACAACAACAACAACAACAACCACAACAACCACAACAAGAACAACCACAAAAACCAGCCACAUUCCCAUUUAAGCUCAAACCUGUUUCUGUAAAUUCAACCCCAACAACAGCUUCAGCAACAACUUCAACACCAACUCCAACAACUGUACCAUUAUCUAAAAGACCAGCAUCUCAGACAUUUAAAUUACCACCACAGCCACAACCACAACCACAACCACAGCCACAGACUUCACAACCAAUUCCUGCACAACCAAUACCAACCACUUUGAAGCAAACAGUUAAUGCACCACCACCAAGACCAAUUAAUCCAAAUGCACUAUCCAAACCUACUCAACCAAUUCAACCAGCAACAUCAGUUUCUAAAUUAAAUGCAUUUAGUCCUUUUAAAAGAACUGAUGAAAGUAUUUAUAAAUCUAAUAACACUUUACCAACAACAGCACCUCCAUUAGUAUGGGAUAAAAAAUUUAAAUUAGUUAAAACCUAUAACUAUUCAGUUACUGCUGAAUAUAAAGUUGUUAUUAAAUAUAAACCAGAGUGCACAUUAUCAAAUGUAAAAGUUUGGAUGCCAAAACCAGAAUCAAUUAAUAAUCAAAUAAUAAGAAGUGCAACAAUGAAACUUUAUGAUGGAGAUAGUAAUAUUGAAUUGAUUGAACCAGAAUUAACAGAUUCAUCACAUCAAAAGAUAUGGUAUUUUAAUUAUCUUUCACCAGAAAAUCCAUAUAAAACUCAUUAUGUUUUUAAAGAGAUUCUUGAAGUGGAUUUAUACAAGGUUGGAUUAGUUGAAGUUAAAGAUCCAAAUGAAGUUGUAGAGGUUGAACCAAUUACAGAUAAUGAAAUUAAGAUUUAUUUGAGACCAACUGAUCGUUUGGAUUUCAAUACACAAGAAUUUGCUGAAUUUGUAGAAGAGAAUGGAUUUUAUCCAAAAACAUUUGAUGAUGGUACAAUGGAGAGUGUUUUAUGUUUUGCCUAUAGAAUUCUUUUAUGGAUGACAGAGAAUUUAGAUUACAAGUACCCACAUGGCCUAAGUGGUAAACCAAUUGAAACUUUUAAGGCAAAAUAUGGUGAUUGUAGUUGUCAUUCAAUAUUUUUCGCAUCAAUUAUGCGUUAUUCAAAUGUACCAACGAGAAUAUUGUUUGGUAGAAAUGCAGAAUUAGAUAAACCUGGUGAUGCUCAAACUCAUGUUAAACCUGAAAUCUACAUUUCUUCAAUAGGUUGGGUACCAAUUGAAGCCACUAGUAAAUCAAAAAAUGGUUAUUGUGAUUAUUUAUUUGGUAAAGAUCAAGGUCAUUUCAUCACCUAUGGUAUGGAUUUCAUUUCAGAUAUAAAAGAUUUUUCAAAUGCUUUCACUGUUUUCCAACUUGUAGGCUUUGGUAAUUAUUAUAAGACUGGUCCUUAUCCUGAACGUUUACUCUUUACCCAUGAAUAUGAUGUUAAAUUAUUAAAAAAAUCACCAUCAUUAUCUUCAACACAAACACAAACACCAAAACCAAUUCAACAACCAAUAAGACCAAUGAUGAAACAACCACAAAUACAACCUCAACCUCAACCACAACCACAACCACAAACUCAACCACAACAAUCACAAAAACAACAAAGUAACCCUUUUAGAGGUUUUGCAAAUUCACUUUCAAAAAUGAUUCAAAACCCACAAACAACAUCAUCAACUCAAUCAUCUUCCUCAGCACCUUAUGAUUUUAAAUCUAAUCUAGGAAUUCCAAGAAACCCACAUGUUGAUCAACUAAUUAAUGACUAUGCACUUCAUAAAAAAAUAUGGGGAAAUAAAAGAUUUAAACUUUCAAAAAUAUAUAACAAUUCAGUUACUGCUGUAUAUCAAAAUGUUAUGACCUAUUCAAAUACAAAGCUUUCUUGGACAAAACAAUACUUAUCAGUACCACCAUCAAUUAAUAAUCAACAAGUUAGAUAUUCAUCAUUUACACUUCAUAAUGGUGGUAAUGAUGAAUUGUUGGUAGACUCUGAAAUUAUUGGGUCAUCACAUAACGAUAUUUAUAGGGUUAGUCAUAAAUUUGAAAGUGUGCAUAAUAUAAAGUCUACAAUAGCAAAGUAUAGAGUUGAUGUAGAUCUUUAUAAAGUUCAUUUAACCGAAGUUAAAGAUCCAAAUGAAAUAAUUGAAGUUGAACCAAUUACAGAUAAAGAGAUUGAAGUUUAUUUAAGACCUACAACAAAGAUUAAUUUUAAUACACCAGAAUUUCAACAAUUCAUUGAAGCUAACAGAUUAUACCCUCAUAAUGAUGGUGGAGAUAUUGAAGGUAUACUAGAAUUUGCAUAUAGAGUUUCAUUGUUUAUUUAUAAGAAUUUGAAAUAUCAAAAUCCAUAUAGUCAUGAUGGUACACCAACUGAGGCUUUUAAAUUUGGACAUGGUGAUUGUGGUGUUCAUUCUUGGUUCUUUUCAAGUAUUUUAAGAUAUAAUAAUAUUCCAGUUCGUCUUUUAUAUGGUAGAGGAAGUAAAAUUGCUAUUAAAGAUACUCAACCUCACGUUAAAUGUGAAUUUUAUCAUCAAUCAAUUGGUUGGAUCCCAUAUGAUGGAGCUUAUAAAGAUGGAAACCCUUACCAUAGUGGUAGAUUUGGUAUUGAUAAUGGUGAUCAUGUAACUUUUGGUUUAGAUUUUAUUUCCGAUAUUGAGGAACUAUGCUCUCCUUCUAUGCCUUUUGCAACUUUCCAAAAUACCUAUUACUUUUAUUCAGGUUCUAAACUUGAUUCCUCCUCUCAGUUAUAUGAUGUUUAUCCAUUACAAAAUUAA
This is a messenger RNA of Dictyostelium discoideum AX4, 3756 nucleotides long. RefSeq lists its product as hypothetical. The record is from RefSeq and is a predicted model, not a curated record. The transcript has 6 exons. NCBI's taxonomy places the organism in Eukaryota, Evosea, Eumycetozoa, Dictyosteliales, Dictyosteliaceae. The annotation marks the transcript as partial.